AAGGUCCAAGGGCUGAUUGAAUCAGCCCUAGCAUCUCAACAUGCCUCCUUUAGGCAAGAGAUAGAGCAAAUGGAAGUCAGGCACACCCAGCUGAUAGAGAAAUCUGAAGGAAAACACAGCGCAGAUCUCAAAGAAAUAAGCAAAUCAGUGCAGAAGACUCUGGAGAUUAUCUCUCUAUUGAGUGAAACUGUGAGCAACACGAUGGAAAUAUAUGCCUAUGACAGUCAACUUCAACUCAAAGAAAUCAACAAAGUCAAAGAGCAAAUAGCGAGUGUCACAGUUAGUCUCCAAAAACAGAUGUCCCUUCUCCAAAUGGACAUCAGAUCAGCCCUAACAGUAGCUUCUGCAAAUCAGGUAGUGACCAAAGACUACUUGAAGGUCAUCAUUGACAAUCAAAAGGAAGCAUACAAGCUGUUCAGACUUAUUGGCGCAAAUUCUGGAAACCGCAAGAUGGAAGUAAUUCUCCAACAACACAGUCCAUCUCCAAUACCACAGCUCCCUAUUGCAGUCAAGGAAGGAGAAGUAUCUUAUAUUCCUUCUCAUCUGAACUUGACAAAUCUAAUCCUUGAAGCACAGCAAAGAAAUCCGGAAAACUUAGCACAGCUUCUAUCCAGCUCAGGACUGGAUGGAACAGAAUUUAUAGGUACAGUUGUUGACCACUUCUCAAAUGAUGCUCAAUCAGAAGAGAGACGUGAAAAUUUAAGGCGUAUCAAAGAACUGUGUGGAAACAUGAAGGGCAUCAGUGAGAUGGCUGGUGGAGAGAACUUUCUAGGUUGCGACAUGCCAUCCUUGGUGGUGGUAGAUCAAGCGGCACAUCGGCCAGCGCAUCUGCGAGUGCAUCACCGUCGCGUAGUCGGUCGCGGAGCCCGUCGCGUAGUUGUUCCCGUAGUCGCUCCCGUAGUCCAUGACGGUGACAAUCUCACGGAUGACCCGGAGUGCUGUGCUUACAGUGAUCGUGGAGAAGGCCUCCCAAAUGUACAAGAGGGAGCUCGGAUCAUUUGUUCAACAUUCCAGCAGAGGCUUGAUCCAACAGGGGGUAGUUGGAAGAGCCUAAGCGACGCGACUGUGGACUUUUACUGGAGAGAGUUUCAGUAUUGGAAGUCACCAAAGUUUUUGGCAUCCUCCAAGCAAAACAAGAAAAAUCGGCGUGGUGGUGACGAGAAUGCCCCUGCUAGUUCCACGCACACCGGUGGUCCAUUGUCUUUUCGCGAGACUCAAGCGCGCCUUGGUAAAAGUGGAAAGGCUUCUGACUUGUACUCUCCGUACACACACACACACAUACGAAGAAACAUGAUGGAAAGACCUACGUCAAUAAAAAGGCAGAAGAAGUAUCAGUAAGUGACAAUGAAUAUAUAUAAUGUAU
Cuscuta campestris is the source of this 1363-nucleotide messenger RNA. Lineage: Eukaryota; Viridiplantae; Streptophyta; Magnoliopsida; Solanales; Convolvulaceae. The record is from the annotation of a GenBank genome assembly.